Rosa rugosa (rugosa rose) is the source of this 1127-nucleotide messenger RNA. RefSeq names its product ATP-dependent Clp protease proteolytic subunit 6, chloroplastic. The transcript has 9 exons. The record is from RefSeq and is a predicted model, not a curated record. Gene Ontology annotation, molecular function: ATPase binding; ATP-dependent peptidase activity; serine-type endopeptidase activity. Gene Ontology annotation, biological process: protein quality control for misfolded or incompletely synthesized proteins. NCBI's taxonomy places the organism in Eukaryota, Viridiplantae, Streptophyta, Magnoliopsida, Rosales, Rosaceae. Bases 95 to 886 code for a protein of 263 amino acids. Gene Ontology annotation, cellular component: endopeptidase Clp complex.
GCCGGGUCCGGACGGCGGACGCUGAUACCUAUACUCGGAGCUGACCUCUCUCCCACUCUAUCACCUCUCUCUCUCUCUCUCUCUGAGCUCAGAAAUGGUAGCAUCAGCUUUCUCGGCGCCUCUGAGCUUCUCAUUCGCUUCGCUCCCUUCCGUUUCCGUCAGAAAACCGACGAGGUCCACCGUCUUUGCGACCUUGCGGACUCCGUACGGCGAUGCUGCCGGUUUAUCUAGUGGUUCAUCUCUAAAGCUUGACCGCAAGUAUGUUGGUGAUACUAGUACAAGUUACGGUGCAAUAGAAGCCAAAAAGGGGAAUCCGCCAAUUCUGCCAGCAGUUAUGACCCCAGGAGGACCUUUAGACCUCUCUUCUGUGCUAUUCAGAAAUCGUAUAAUCUUCAUUGGGCAGCCUGUCAACUCCUUGGUGGCUCAACGAGUCAUAUCCCAGCUUGUCACUCUGGCUACUAUUGAUGAGGAAGCGGAUAUUCUGGUUUAUUUGAACUGCCCUGGUGGGAGUACAUACUCUGUGCUGGCAAUUUAUGACUGCAUGUCUUGGAUCAAACCUAAGGUUGGUGUCGUAUGUUUUGGAGUAGCUGCAAGCCAAGGAGCACUUCUUCUUGCUGGAGGAGAAAAGGGAAUGCGCUACGCAAUGCCAAAUGCACGAAUUAUGAUACACCAACCUCAAAGUGGAUGUGGGGGUCACGUAGAAGAUGUGAGGCGCCAAGUUAAUGAAGCAGUUCAAACUCGCCAUAAAGUUGACAAAAUGUAUGUCGCUUUCACCGGCCAAUCUCUAGAGACGGUGCAGCAAUACACCGAGAGGGAUCGUUUUUUAUCUGUUUCUGAGGCUUUGGAGUUUGGACUAAUUGAUGGUGUGCUGGAAACAGAAUACUGAAUCAAAAGAUUUUAGCAUUUGUCCUGAAAAAGAAAUCGAUUUUUGUUGUUGUCGUAUUUGCAAAUCAAUAAUACAGUGCAAUUCAUUAUCACAUAAUUUUGAAUGCAUUCUGUGAAGUAACAGAGCAUGUACAGCCUGACACGAUCAUUCCAAGUAGAGCACCUGAUGGCUGUACAUGACUGAAGCAGAUAACAUGAAUGGACUACUAGAUUAGACUGUAAUUGGAUUUAAUCUUGUUCAA